This is a messenger RNA of Momordica charantia (bitter melon), 1354 nucleotides long. RefSeq names its product BTB/POZ domain protein TNFAIP protein. The record is from RefSeq and is a predicted model, not a curated record. NCBI's taxonomy places the organism in Eukaryota, Viridiplantae, Streptophyta, Magnoliopsida, Cucurbitales, Cucurbitaceae.
UUACCCAAAUGGUUGGAAAUGAAGCUGCAAAAUAAAAAAUCUGUUCCCAGAAACUAACUCAACUCUGCCGCCAAAAAUGUUUGCGUUUUAGGUUUCACCUUCCCAAAGAAGAGCUCAAUCAUGGCAUUGUUAUCCAUUUCAAUUCCUUCCCUCUCUGAUUCCACUGCUGCUCCUUCGCUAUUCCACACGUUUUCUAGCCUCAAAUGGCGGCCUUCGCCUUCAAAUUCCAUCCAUUUUCUUAAUCCGAGCUCUCCCACACUGCGACCAUGUCUUUGCCGAGCUGCCAAUUCUCAGCCUGGACCCUUGCCCAAACAAUCUUCCUCCGCGGCUCCCAAGAAACGGAAGAAAAAGGGCAAGGGCGAUACCAAGGUUUUUAAUCCCAGCGACCUCGAAGCUGUGGAGGAUUUUAGCGUCGAUGAGGCUGGACCCUCGAGCUCCAGUUCCGAUUCCAGUUAUUUGUCGUACCAUCCGACCACGUUGCCCAAACCGCCGGCUGGGUUUGUGCUGGACGACCAUGGGAAGGUUCUCAUGGCUUCAACUAAGCGAAUUGCUACCAUGGUUGAUCCUUUAAAUAACUUGCCUUUGGAAUGCGUUAUAAGAAGAGUAUUUAGAAGUUCAAAAGGGGAUGAGUGCAUGCUGCUUUGCCCUAUGGACACGCCUGUUCAAAUAUUAAAGAGCAAGAAUAUUGAUGGAUGGUCAGCUGUUAGUGAUGAUGAAGUUGAAGCUAUUCUUCCUGCUGCUGCUUAUGCUCUGGCCAAAAUACACAUGCAUUUGGUACACAGUGGAUUUUGCUAUACAGCAAGGGGAGGGUUUUGCUAUUCAGAAGAUGACAUAUUUGAUUUCCGCACAGAUGAUGGCCAAGAUGUAGAUGGCUUGCCUAACGAGGGUGUAGAAAUCACUUGCUUCCAUAUGGAUGGAGCACAUUACAUGAUUUAUACGCCAUCUGAUCCGCUUCUUUUUGUCGCUACCAAGGACAAGCUUGGACAACUAACAAUUGCUGAUGAUGAGCUGUUAGAGGACCCGGCAAUUAUCAGCGCCAUCGACAAAGAGACGGAAUUUAAUGCAUUGGUGGAGGAGGAGGCUGCUCUUCUUGAAUCAGUGUUAGGGAAGGAAUAGCACAUCACAGGCUGAACUGGAGCAAGUUGUAGUCAGUAGGUAACAUUUGUAGUAUAUUAAAAUAGGUUCAGAAGUGCUUUUGUUUGCCCCAUUUGAGUUUCUUGCUGUGGGGUUCAGCAGUUGAGGGCUGAGGCUCUAUCUAAUCAAAGCUUGAAUUACUUCUAGUUCUAGGAGUGACCUUUUACUUUCAUCUUUUCAAUAUUUAAGAGCUGAUAGAAAUUAUAGCGCUUAAAUCUCA